ACGAUUUUCAGGAAUUCCUCCAAAGGAAAGACAUGUGCAGACACCGUUUGCUUGUUGUGUAUUUGCAAAUAAAAACAUUACUGACAUACUAUGACAUGAGUGUGAGAUCGGGGUUUAGUUUGGGACCGCUGGGUUACACAACAUAUAAAAGAUGUGUGACUAAAGAAGAGGAAACGUUAUGUGUUAAAGUGAGUCAAGAGAUAUCCAGUGAUAACAAGUUUAUGGGAGCUUUCUUAGACCAUUUGGUCAACAUUUCAAAGUAUAGGACGGUCACUAAAUUGAAACCAGGGCAGGUUUUUCAUGAGGCUGAUGAAGGACAGAAGGGAUAUUUAUCUAGAAGUGACCUGAAAGUUGCCAUCGUUGAACUGUUGGGUUAUAAGCCUACAAAAUUUGAAAUCAACCAUUUAUUACAGACACAUGGUGAAGAUAUAGAUAAUCUUACAAAAGGUAUGACACUGGAGAAAUUUGUGUCAAGUAUGUGUGAGAAGCUAGUAUCUCAAGAUGAAGAUGAAGAUAUUCGUCACACAUUCAUGGCUUUUGAUGUUCAGUGUCGUGGUUUUCUCACAUUGGACGAUGUUAAGAAAGUAUUUAGCAAGGUAGCUCCUCAUGUUCCAGAACAAACAGUACAUUCAGCAUUUAGAGAAAUAGAUCAAGAUGGGGAUGGCAGAGUUAGUUAUAAAGAUUUUGAAUUUUUGAUGAAGUACAACACAGAUGACCAUAUCUGAAGAGGAAUUUCUAUAGUUGUAAAGUAUGACAGGAAAUGGGGAAAACGCAUGACAGGAAAUGGGAAAAGCAUGAUAGAAAAUGGGAAAACAUAUGACAGUAAAUGGGGAAACUUAUGACAAGAAAUGGGAAAAAGACAUAUUUAGUUUUACAAAUAUAUGGACUUUGUGAAUCAUGUUAAAUGUUAGAUGCUACUGGCUACAAACACAUUUGUAUUAGAAUGUUGCAUUUUGAGAAUAGUAUGACUAUUAGUGUUGCACUGAUGUACUUCUAUGCUAUAAGUGCCACAUGAAAGUAUUAUAUCAUUGAUAAUGAUAGCCAGACCAAGUGUUUAGGUUUAUAUUUCAUGGAGUCAGUUUAUUCUAAUAUUUUAGCAUAAACAUAUAUAUUUUAGACAUAUUAAUACCUACCCUAUCGUCUUUUGCUUGUCAUGUUUUGAGUUUAAGGGCAUAUCAAUACCUAAAUAAUAACAAUCAAAUGAACAAGCAAAAAUGUUUGUAUUAGGUCAAACUGUAUGGAUACAGCUCUUAGUUGAUGGUAAAGACCAUAAUCAUUUCUAGUAUACACAUUUUUGUAAAUGUACAAAUAAAUAAAUGUAGUCACUAGAUUGUCACAUCAAUUUGAAUUCUUGACUUAAAUAAUGUUGUUAUAAUUUAUUGUUAUAAAGUUUAUUUGUUACAUUAAAAUGAAUAAUUUAUAAUUUGUUACAUGUAUUAAAUUUUUGUCUGUA
This is a messenger RNA of Ruditapes philippinarum (Manila clam), 1453 nucleotides long. Its product is annotated as EF-hand calcium-binding domain-containing protein 11-like. Lineage: Eukaryota; Metazoa; Mollusca; Bivalvia; Venerida; Veneridae. The coding region runs from base 33 to 725 and encodes 230 amino acids. Gene Ontology annotation, molecular function: calcium ion binding. The record is from RefSeq and is a predicted model, not a curated record. The transcript is spliced from 6 exons.